CCUUUAUAUUUUUUUUCUCUCUCUCUCUCUCUUCUGUCGUGUUACUUGUUUCUAGUCUUUUUAUUAUUGAUAUUAUAAACAAGUGACAUCAUGUCAGAAUAUAAAUAUGAUGAAGAAGGGUUUAAUUUCUUUUACUUUUUGUUAUCAGUAUUAUCCUUAUGUCUAGUACCUGUCACUGGUCAUUCAAUCUAUUCAUUUUGGAAAUCUACUCGAAAAGCUAGUGACAAGGAAAUAUGUUAUUGUGGAACCUGUGUCAAAGAACGUGUCAAAACUCAAUCAACAAAACCAAACAAGAUCAAGCAAUCUGUUACUAGUUUCAAGUUCCUGUUUAUCGUUUUUGGUUGGAUUGCCGUAGGUCUCUUAGCCUAUCAAGUAUCACUAGCAGAACCUCCUAAAGCCAAAUGGGAUCCUUAUGAAAUUCUUGAUAUUAGUGAAGGUGCUACUCUCCCAGAAAUCAAAAAAGUAUAUAGAAAAUUGUCCUUGGUGUAUCAUCCUGACAAAGCUCCUGAAGAUAAACAAAAGGAAUAUGAAGAAACAUUUAUUCAAAUCAGCAAGGCUUACCAAGUAUUGACUGAUGAUGAUAUUCGCAAGAAUUAUGAACAAUUUGGUCAUCCUGAUGGUAAACAAUCUUUCAGUAUGGGUGUGGCUCUUCCUCGUGCUUUGGUUGAAGGUGGAAAUAGCAAAUUUGUAUUGGCAUUUUAUGCACUUGCUUUUGGUCUCGGUUUACCUUUCUACAUUGCAAGAUGGUGGAAUAAUUCCCGGCGACAAACCAAGGACAAGAUCUUGAAUGUCACCAUGGGUGUAUUUGUUAAAGGAUUGAAAGAAAACGAUGGAUUCAAAGAACUGAUCAAAGUAUUAUCCUCCGCAUACGAAUUUCAAGAAAAUGUCGGUGUACGUGCCAAUGAAGAUCAAAUCUUGAAAAAGGUAGAUCUUAUUAUUGUGGAUGAAUUAGAAAGUCGAUUUGGCGAAAAAUACGAACGCCUUGAUGAGUCCGUUCCUGUAUAUCGACGCAAGGCACGCACUUUAUUAUACGCUUACCUUCUUCGCAUUGAUUUGACUGCCAAGGCCUCUGGAGCUGAUAUCCUUUUGCAAGAUCAACAAUAUAUUGUCCAACGAUCAGUUCAUCUCUUACAAGGAUUGCUACAAAUUGCUACGGUGAAACAAUGGUUGAAUGUUGCUAUAUUGAUUAUGGAUUUGCAACAAGAUUUGUUACAAGCUCUUUAUCCUGGAGAUGCAUCAGUCAAACAGUUACCUCAUAUCAACAAUCAAUUAUUACGACGUUACUAUCGUAACAAGAAAAAGCAAAUCAACACUGUACAACAAUUACUGGAUCUUUCUGAAACAGAACGCAAAUCAUUGACGAAUCCUUUAACGGAUAGUGAAUAUUUGGAUGUUAUUGAAGUAGCUCAACGUGUACCUCGAUUAUCUGUAGAAAAGGCUCUCUUCAAAGUGAUUGGUGACAAGAUUAUCACGACAGGUGCGAUCAUCACCUUUGUAUUGAAAUUGAAGAAUGGUAAAGUGCAAAGUGUAGAAGCGGAAACAAAAAAGAAUGUCAAGGAUGAAGAAAGUGAGGAUGAAGACGAAUUUGAUGAACAAGGCAACACUCGUGCGAAGAAAGAGGAUGAUAGCGAUCCAAAGGGACGACUUCCAUUGGCACAUACACCAUACCAUCCUAACGAAAAGAAACCUUACUGGUGGAUCUUUUUGGGUGACCCCAAGGUGAAUCGUAUUCUUGUGCCUCCUCGUAAAGUGACUGAUAUUGUAGAUGAAAAGACGAUCCGAGUACCUUUUGCUGGUCCUCCCAAGCCUGGUACUUAUACAUUUUCGUUGUUUGUGAAAUCAGACACUUAUUGUGGAACAGACAUCUUACAAGACAUUCAAUUGACAAUUCAAGACCCUGCCGACUUACCUCCUGAAGAAGAAGUGGAUGACUCCAUCUCGGAACCGGAAGAAGACUCCAUUGCUGGCCAAAUGAAAUUGAUGCGUGAACAAGGUCUUGCCUCGGCUCUGGCGGGUGGAAAUACGGGUACUGAAGCCUCUGGACAAAAGAAGAAGGAUGAUGAUAGUGAUAGUGAUAGUAGUAGUGAUGAUGAUGAAUAAAUGCUUCUUUCUCCUUCUUUUUUUUUUCUUUUUUUAAUCUAUAUAUUAUUUAUUUCUACAUAUUGUGUUUAUAUCAUUGAUCAAUAAAAAGAACUGAAUACAUCAUAA
Molecule: messenger RNA, 2208 nt
Organism: Halteromyces radiatus
Lineage: Eukaryota; Fungi; Mucoromycota; Mucoromycetes; Mucorales; Cunninghamellaceae
Product: Sec63 Brl domain-containing protein
Exons: 10
Coding region: 91-2100 (669 amino acids)
Biological process (GO): post-translational protein targeting to endoplasmic reticulum membrane; SRP-dependent cotranslational protein targeting to membrane
Cellular component (GO): Sec62/Sec63 complex
Molecular function (GO): RNA binding; transmembrane protein transporter activity
Source: RefSeq, a predicted model, not a curated record